UAUUUUCUCUGAAUGUAUGCAUUACUUGCGUAUACAUACACUUGCGUUAAUGUGCCAAAUUUCAAACCCUCGACGACAACGAGUACAACUUUGAAUAUUCAAUUCUUAAAAAGCUUAAUUAUAUAAUUAAAAAAUGAAGAUAUUUCAAAUUAAAUAGAGAAAUAUUUUUUUAUUUCAGAGGAUAGAAAUGUUUAUGAUGAACGCCAUGAUAUAUUAAACGACGAUUUCAGAAAUCGGUGUCAGAUACAAGAUGCAUCAUUAUUCGAACCUGGAGAAAAUAAUCCAGUUCCAUCCUCAAAUACGAGCGGAAGACCUCCAAACCACGACGUCACGCAGGAAGAGAUUUUGUCGUAUUUUAAAAAUAUGAGAUUUUCCGAUACUCGAUUUUUAAAUUCAGACGAACCCUAUGGUUGCCUUGAAGAGGAGGAGGCGGAAUUCUGCUUAAACAGAAUGUUUCUGUUUACACUUUUAAAUUUAAUUCGGGAAAUGCCGAAGGAUUUAUUUUAUGAAUUUCGAUGCGAGAUUGAAGAAACGAUAAGCAGAUAUAAGAAGGAAGCAUUUUUGCGACGAAAUCAACUACCUAAUGAAAGAAAUUGGCGUCAGGAAUACCCAAAGCCCAAUAAUGGAUUCACGGUUGCUUCGACGGGUCCUUCGACGUCUAGAAAAACGGAGGGACACAACGAAAAUACUUCGUCUCUACCUUAUGAAAAUAGAAGUGCCGAGAGCCAGAAUGCACGAAAAGAUAAAAGAGUGUUUAUGUACGAAGAAGGUUCAAGAAAACGCAUGUUUUCAAAUAUAAAACCGUUUCCUGGUUUUAGUAAAAACCCAACUGAUUGUUCAAGUGCAAACAGAAGACCCGAAGAUGAACUUUCUGGAGAUAUCCAACGGCCCGAAUAUUGCAAGAUUUCACAUCCAGAUUUCAGAAAUUUAGAUCGUGAAUCAGAUUCCGUUUCAAGCUGCCCGCAUUCAGAAUUUAUUACAUUGAUAUCAAAGCCGUAUACAGGAUUACCACAGGAUUUACGUUACGGACUCAUGAAAGAAUUUUCAAGACUGAUAGAUAAAUAUCAAAUGGAGAAGCAUUUGAUACGAAUGAGUAAUGCUGCGAAACGUUCCGGCGAAUAUUCAUAUCCUGGCAAUGGAUCCAGAGUUGAUUCAGAGAGAACAUCAAAAAACGUGGAAAAAAACAAGGAAAAUGAAAAUUUAUGUCCACGUUCUGAUUAUCCAUUUCCAAUUUCCUACAUGAGAUAUCCUCAUCCUUAAAAUUUAAUUUGCCUAAUUUUGUAUUUAUUUUUAUUCUUUAAUGUAUUAGUUUCUGAGUAAUUUGCACGUCAAUUUAUUGUAUUUUUUCCGAAAUGUUUGUUUUUUUAUUAUUUAGAAGUGAUUUUUAUUUUACUCUUUGUCCAUUUUUGACUUUUCGCAAUAAAGAAAGUGCAAAUAACUUGUUCUGUUCUUAUUUUUUCGGUCGUAAAUUCGAUGAAUAUUCAGUUCGGUUUAUUUAUAAAUAUAAAAUAAGAAAUAAGAGUUAAAAUAUAACAAUAUGGACAGAAAAAGGCGUUAGAAAAAGUGUAACCGUCAUCAUUAAUGUAACGUAAUGUUACUAUUUAUUAUCUUUGUGUUUUCCUUAUGUUAAUUUUAAUUGUCACAAAGGUCUUCAAACUUUGUUCGUGUUCACCCCACAAGAACCUUGCGAAGUCGAUCAUUUUCUGUAGGUUCG
This is a messenger RNA of Centruroides sculpturatus (bark scorpion), 1714 nucleotides long. RefSeq lists its product as uncharacterized. The transcript has 2 exons. Lineage: Eukaryota; Metazoa; Arthropoda; Arachnida; Scorpiones; Buthidae. The coding region runs from base 364 to 1260 and encodes 298 amino acids. The record is from RefSeq and is a predicted model, not a curated record.